AUUCAUCUCAGCCAUUCAAAUGAAAUAUAUAUCUAAUACAUUUUAUAUAUUUUGAAAAACCCUUCUGUGUUAUUAUAUAGAUGGUGAGGAUAUAGAAUACUUCCAAAUCUUGUGUCUUUGAAGUGCCUAGUUUUCUUGCAAAUUAUGCCUGUAGGUCUUAUUGAGAGAGAGAGAGUGGGGGGAGCCUGGGUGUGUUUUGUGCUCAAAUAAUUUAGGGGGUGUUUUUUUUUUUUUUUUUGUGAAUUAAAUAUUAUUGUUUCCAAUAUAGACCAUCAAAUUUUGAUUUUGAUGGCUCCAUGCAACAUUAAUUUGCCCCAUGACUGAUGGAUCAAAUCACUCAAAAAUAGAAUAUGCCAAUAAUAAAGUCUGUGAGUCCCACUCUCACACUGAAACAACUAAAGCAGAUCCAUGCCCACAUACUGAAAUCAACCACACCCUACACCUUGAACUUGCUUCUGGGUUCCUUGACACGCUCAACCAACCCACAAGAUGCCCUCAUUCUCUACAACCAAAUGCUGCACCACCCUUCUUCCCAUAACCACUUCACCUUCACUCAUGCCCUCAAGGCUUGUUCCUCACUGCAUGCUCUCCAAAAGGGUCUUGAAAUCCAUGCCCGUGCCAUCAAAACUGGUCAUUUUUCUGAUAUCUUCAUCCAAAACAGCUUAAUUCACUUCUAUGUCCUUGAAAAUCACAUUGUUGAUGCUUGCAGAGUCUUUGAUGCCAUUCUUUACCCUGAUAUUGUUUCGUGGACAUCGAUUGUUUCUGGGCUUUCCAAGCGUGGCUUUGAAUCGGAAGCCAUUGUUAAGUUUUUGUCCAUGGACGUUGAGCCUAAUGCUACUACACUUGUUAGUGUUAUAUCUGCAUGUUCUAGCAUAAGAGCUGUUAAGCUUGGUAAAGCUAUUCAUGGGUAUUGUUUAAAGAAUUUGACUGAAGAUAAUGUCAUUUUGGAUAAUGCAGUAUUGGGUUUUUAUGUAAAAUGUGGGUCUUUAAGGAUUGCUCAUUAUCUGUUUGUGAGAAUGCCUAAGAGAGAUGUGGUUUCUUGGACUGCAAUGGUGGGUGGUUUUGCGCACACAGGAUUUUGUGAGGAGGCAGUUGGGAUUUUUCAGGAUAUGUUACUAAGAAGAGAAGCUGAACCUAACGAGGCCACUAUAGUCAAUGUAUUGUCGGCAUGUUCUUCUCUUAGUGCCUUGAGUUUGGGUCAAUGGGUGCAUGAGUAUGUGAGCACUCGACAUGAUCUUAUGGUGGAUGGCAAUGUGGGGAAUGCUUUGAUUAACAUGUAUGCUAAGUGUGGCAAUAUGGGUAUGGCAAUUCAGGUGUUUAACAUGCUUAUGUAUAAGGAUAUAGUGUCAUGGAGUACUAUUAUUAGCGGAAUGGCCAUGAAUGGCCUUGGUGUGCAUGCUUUGCCGCUCUUCUCACUAAUGUUAAUUCACGGAGUACCUCUUGAUGAUGUAACCUUUAUUGGCUUGAUAUCAGCUUGCAGUCAUGGGAGGAUGAUUGAUCAAGGAUUGAUGUUCUUCAAAGCCAUGACUGAUGUUUAUAGAAUUGAGCCCCAAGUGCAGCAUUAUGCUUGCAUUGUUGAUAUGUAUGGUCGAGCAGGGCUCUUGAAGGAAGCAGAGGCUUUCAUAAAAAAAAUGCCUGUGGAAGCAGAUGGAACGGUUUGGGGAGCACUCCUUAAUGCCUGCAGAAUUCAUGGGAAUGAGGAGAUGUUUGGGCGAAUCACCCGUUGUCUUCCUACCACUAAAGGUGUGAGCAUUGGAACUUAUGCUUUGUUAUCCAACACAUAUGCUAGUUCCAGGAGGUGGGAAGAUGCUAAUGUGGUUCGGGACGUGAUGAGAAGUAUGGGGUUGAAGAAGAAGGCUGGAUGUAGCUGGAUUGAAGCUGAUGCAUCCAUCCAGAGUUACUUUUUACAGCUUGCAAUGUGGUAUGGAGACAUCAUUCGUGCCAAUUCAAGGACACUAAAAUGUUUGCCAAAGUCUAGUAAAACCUAACUUUGACAGAAAAACUAUGAUAAUUAUGAAAGUUGAAAAGCACAUGUUGACAUCUUGGUUUAUAUACUCAGAAGAAGAUGUCACCAAGGUAAUUUCUGAAAACAAAUUCAAGUAAAACAUGUACAAGCAAAAUCUAUACAUAGGGUUUCUUUGGAGAUAUCUAGACUGGAAAAAUUGAUUCAUACUAUGUUAAAAAUAAUACUGUUCUGUUUUGUCUAGGAACUCAUCAUGAAUUUCUAGAAGCUAGCAUAAUAUGAUGGAUACUAACAAGCCAUACAUAAAACUCAAUAUGACGUGUGUGAAGAAGAUAAACUAGAGAUUUGUGGAGAUCUACGGCCCAAAGGCCGUAUAGAGCUCUUGAGAGGCUCAAAUAUCUUUUUAGAACUUAACUAAGUUUUACUUCUAAAUUUCUUCUUCUUCCUCAUACAUCCUCAAAUGAUCACAUGUCACUUUAUAUAGUGAUUUUUAGAUACAUCUAAGACUAACAAUUAAUUCAUACAUUCACAUACAAUCAAGACACUUUGAACCUAAUUAAGUGACCCUACCCUUCACUCUUCAAGACCGUAAUGAACUCAACCUUUCAAUAUAUGUAAUUAAUAAAUUCUAAAUUAAUUUCAUAUAGUCCUCAUGGGUUCUAAGUUUC
This is a messenger RNA of Camellia sinensis, 2631 nucleotides long. Its product is annotated as pentatricopeptide repeat-containing protein At1g08070, chloroplastic. Gene Ontology annotation, cellular component: intracellular membrane-bounded organelle. Gene Ontology annotation, molecular function: RNA binding; protein binding. Lineage: Eukaryota; Viridiplantae; Streptophyta; Magnoliopsida; Ericales; Theaceae. Gene Ontology annotation, biological process: RNA modification. The record is from RefSeq and is a predicted model, not a curated record.